Molecule: messenger RNA, 447 nt
Organism: Kalmanozyma brasiliensis GHG001
Lineage: Eukaryota; Fungi; Basidiomycota; Ustilaginomycetes; Ustilaginales
Exons: 2
Coding region: 1-447 (148 amino acids)
Molecular function (GO): carbon-nitrogen ligase activity, with glutamine as amido-N-donor
Source: RefSeq, a predicted model, not a curated record
AUGCUGCUACGACAGGCCCUCCGUAACAACUAUGCACUGCGAGCGCAGCUGCCGCGCUCUUUCGAGGCGACGAGCCUGCGAUCGAGCCCAGCGCCAUCAAAUCAACCAGCUUGGCCACGCUUUUCAUCAACAGAAGCACCGGCGAGCAACGAAGAUCCCGAAGCGCUGCUGUUGGCGAAGGUCAAAUAUGGCAUCAAGGAAGCUAUGAAGGCGAAAGACUCGCUCACUUCCACCGUCCUCCGCUCGAUCGUCUCGGAACACCAGUACUCGGCAAAGCAGAAGGGCAACCAGGUAUCCAAGGUCUCUAAGCUCAUCACAAAAGCGAUCAAGCGCAGACAGGACACGGCCAAGCAGUUCAGAGCCGCCAAGCCGCCAAGAGAGGACCUGGCCGAGCAGGAGGAGAAGGAGGCUGCCGUGUUGGAGACGUUCUUGCCGGAAGCAAAGUAA